GGCGCAUGCGUGCUGGGCGCUCGGAUUCGUUUGUUUACGUUCACUCGCGUUCUCAACAUCGUAGCGUGUCUACGGUGUAUUGAUUUAUUGAAAAUUAUGGAAUAAGUGAAUUACGUGAAUUUACUUAAGUGAAUAUAAAGAACGUAUCCUUGAAACCGGUGGAUUAUUUCGAAACGAACGUUUCCGAGCGUGAUUGGCUCGGAAGUGAGAUGGGAUGCGGCGAGCGCGAGACGUGGUUCUCGCGUGGACGCUGCGGUUGCUGGCGCUCGCUCUGCUGCCCGCUGUGCCAGCGCGGCCUGAUGUCAUAUUCCGAGUACCAGAAGUUGUGGUACGCCCAAUAUCGGGCACUAAGUCAGUUGGCAUAGGUCCGGGAAACAGCAGUCGGACCAACGAUUCGGAACGCUGGGGGGAGACGGUGGUGGAAGUGCAGUAUGAGGAGUACUUCGUAGAGCACGAGGUCUCCACGGCCGCAGCGAGACAGGCGGCGGCCGUGCUCAAACUGGACGACAUUCCAGAAACGAGGGUAGGAUGUGGGGUGUGCACGCGCCGCGAAUUGGAGUACUGCGAGACCCGCGUGCUCGCCGACCACUGCUGCUGCGAGCGCCACUACCUGCCCGAGCCGUUCCCCUGGCUGCCGCACACGUGCUACGUCGGCCCGCACCGCUGUCGCCCGCUCGCCCACGACUGCGUGCGCUACGUCCGCCUCAGGGACUGCUGCUGCUACAAGAAACUCGCCGAACGAUGGAAAGGCAUCCUGUCGAAGUCGUCGCGCGUGAGCGUGGGCGGCGUGUCGCUGCUGCUGCUGGCGGCGCUGCUGCUGGCGGCGCGCAUGUGACCCGCGCCGCCGCGCGUGCCGCCGCCCGCGCUGCUGUGAGCCCUCCCUGCGCACUCGGGACGUCGCUGCCCUCGCUCGCCUGCAGUCAAUGCUGCGAUGUGCGGCGGAGAGAGCGCGCUGGAGUUGCCGCCAGUUGGCCCCGCUCCAUUCUAACGGAGGUUGCAUCUCAGAUGUUACGCAUCAUAUAUUUAACAACAUAAACCGAAUGAU
This is a messenger RNA of Vanessa atalanta (red admiral), 1045 nucleotides long. RefSeq lists its product as uncharacterized. The transcript is spliced from 5 exons. Lineage: Eukaryota; Metazoa; Arthropoda; Insecta; Lepidoptera; Nymphalidae. The coding region runs from base 215 to 835 and encodes 206 amino acids. The record is from RefSeq and is a predicted model, not a curated record.